This is a messenger RNA of Columba livia (rock pigeon), 4530 nucleotides long. It is a transcript of the gene FAM149A, whose product is annotated as family with sequence similarity 149 member A. Bases 1110 to 3170 code for a protein of 686 amino acids. Lineage: Eukaryota; Metazoa; Chordata; Aves; Columbiformes; Columbidae. The record is from RefSeq and is a predicted model, not a curated record. The transcript is spliced from 14 exons.
ACUUUCACUGUGGCUCAGUCAAGGCUUUUUGACAUCAUGAGGAAUAAGCACAGAUCGUGCUGUUGUUAUGUUGAUGUAGACCUAUUCCGUAACUUCAGUCAGAAUAUAUUUAUUUUCAUUUGUUAGAAAAAAGGCCAAGAAUAUCCCAAUUUCAAAUCUCAGUCCUCUACUUGGUCUCUUGUGUGCUUCACUCUGCCAGUUCCUUGCACUCCUUGCUGUGCUAGGCAGACAAGGCAGGGAUAAAAUUCCCCAUUUUGUACCCUUGCUUGUUGUCUAGCAGCAGCUGCCAGCUUUAAGUUGAUAGUGCAAGUAGUUGCUUGAUAUAUAAUAUUGGGCUUUUAUGUAUAAAGGAACUGUGCUGUCCUUCAGCCUGUGCUGUUCUUUUGGAUGCUACCAUGGGCCAUGUCACCUGCUUGUCCUUUCUACAACACCAGCCAUGACAGUGUCCCCAAACUGCUGCUAGCAUGAUCACUCUUCUAUCCACCCAGACAGAGAACCCUGUGUUGCAAAGCUAGUGCAGCAUUUGCCCCAGCUGCAACUCAUGUGCCUCUGGCUGCCUGAUAUUUGUAGCAGAUAGACAAAGGUCUUAGAUCCUGACACCCGCUAAUGCUCUUCAAGCUGCCUGGGAUUGUUGGUAGUAUCUUUGCACAUAGGCAGUUGCUCCUCACAGCUCCCUUCUGCAGUUGCCUGACCUGGUGUAGCAAGGUGUACUGCAUUGUGUCCAUCUUGCUCCAGGUUUCUAUAAACCCUUUUGGCAUGCACCACACGAAGGAAAGGUGUUAAGCAGAGCCCUGCGGCCCUGGCAGGUGGGAUUGGUUUCUGCCCCUUAAUACUAGUGGCAUUUUAACAAAAGGGAAAACGCCACGCUUUAUUUCCUUAGCCCACAGACUGCAACUUGUUACUGCUCUACGCUUCCCUAUGACAGGUGCUUAGGCUGAUGGCGUCUCGCAGGCUUUUUGCGGGCGGGGUGCACCGCUCUCGGCCGGGUUUGUUUAGCCUAGCAACGCCCGCUGGGCCGGGCAGGAGGCUGCGGGAGCCCCGGCCGGGAGAGCCGCCGGCCACCCCCACCCGGCCUUGCGGGGACGGGAAGGGGCUCCCGGCCCGCCGCCAUGAAGGUAGCAGCCCUGGACCUGGGCGCCCUCCUCGCCAAACUCCGCCGUGCCCCGCCGGCCCCCGGCCAGCGCCCCCCGUCCGGCGGGGGCUGCGUCCUGGGCAGGGCAGUACCGCCGGGGGAGCGAGCGGGCGGCCGCCCCCUGCGCCUGGCGGCUGCCGCGGCGGACAGGGAGCCCGGGGUGCGGGCGGGCGCCAAGGCCCUGCUCAUCACCCUGCCGGACAUCGGGGAGGAGGUGGCGGCGGAGACUGACGGCGAGGAGGCGGUCAGCAGCCCACCGCGCCACGCGAAGGGACUGUCCAGAGGUUCUACAAAUCAGUGUCUCUCAGGAAAAAGUGGAGAGUCUCUUCCAGUACUUUUUGAGAGAAAUGUGCAGGAAGCCAUCAACAAUUAUACUUGUGAAACACUUUCAUCUAGUGGUCAUACAACACCCACGGAGUUGAAUAAUUCUUGGUCUGGAAUAAACAGCUAUACUACUGGUUUGUCUACUGAAAGAAGUUCAGUUGACUCCUGGAGGGAUGAUGAAUUUGAUGAAGCCAACACACAGAGAGUGCGCCAGUUAUUUUGGGAGAUUGAUGAAAUGCUGUUUGAAGGAAAAGUGACCCCUCAAACUCAGAGCCUGCAGGCAGAAUGUGCAGACUGGGUUGAACAAUUUCCUCAUCUGAGGGUUCUAGGGAAGCAGCUCCUGUUGCCAAAGGAUGAAGGCUUUCAGCAUUUUCAGAGCAGAAGUGAUUCUGUGGAUAUGAAGUGCUUACCUGGCCUCCAUGAAUGUACUAGUAAUAUAAAAGAGCUCUGCAUUUCAGGCUCUAAGCUGAUCCCAACAGCAUCUCCAAUACAUAAAUCACUAGAUUCAGGUUCCCCUAGGAUUUCUGCCCCUGGCUUAUCCACGUAUUCAUUCCUGGAAGAAGAAGUCUAUGAUGUGGAUGGAAAAAUAGAAGAAUAUCUUGCCUUUGACAACAAGGAGCUUGAUGAUGAGAGUUGGGAACAAAAGAAAAAGCAUCUCGCUGAGAAGAGGAGUAAGCGUGGCAUUCCCCCUGUUUCUCCCAAUGCCUGUAUCAAAGAUGCUGUGGCCUCUGAAGUAUUUGAUCGUAUCUGGAGCAAUGUAAUUGGAAUAUUGGAGGAACUGAUUAAAAAAAAUUGGGAAACUAAUAUCACAGAGGGUGACAAACAGGUUGAGAAACUGAAAGCUGUUACAGCAAAGCUGCCACAUUUGCCAGUCAUUCGUAUUAAGGCAGAUGCUGGGAUUGUUCCUCUUUCCAGAGGUUCUGAAGCACGAAGUGUAUCUUUUGGGUCUCAUUCUGUUUCCUCGCAGGUUCACCGUUUCUCCAGCAACUUCUGUAGUGAUUUGAAUGGUGUGAUGACAAUUCAAGCAAAGCCACUCCAACAGAGGCAUAUUGCCACAGCGGAAAAAAUGCAGAAUGAGCAAGAAGAUAAACAGCAUAGCAUUGCCUCCAGUGCUCCAUAUUCACUGCACACUAGGUUGGGGAGAAUUGCUGAUAACAGUGUUCUCUCAUCAUCUCGGGUAGUGAUGGCAUCUUCUAGGAAGCUACCAAGCCAUUUUAGGUUACCUUCUCUCACUUCUGACCAACUGUCCUCAAAAGCUCCUGAUAUGUACAAUGGUGAAAUCCUUAGGGAGACUAAAUUGGGUGCCAGCUCGGAUCGUUUAUCUUCUGCUCGUGCAUCUAGAACCCAGAACAAGUUACCACCAAUAAACUCAAAGGCUGUUGAACAAUAUCUUUCAGCACCUCGACAGCAACAGAACUCUCAUCGAGGACGAUAUGUUCAUAGUAGAGUCUCAAGUGCAGUGGCUGGCAGUACACAGCAACGGCCCCUCAGAGAAAGAACUGUUAUUAUUGAUCAGUUUUCAAGGCCCAACACAACUCAUACAUUCAGGGUAUGUUACAGUACAGACACACCUCAGAGGACAUCACUGGCUCCCAUGGAUUUUGCUAACCACCGAGGAACAGGUCAAGCACUUUUAACAGGCUCACAGCAUUACUACAGAUCCUUCCAGAGAAAUGUUCCAACUUCAAGGAAAAGAUUUCAGAUUGCUUCUUAACCCAGCUUAGGAAGAAGCAGAAACCCCCUGCACUGAAUGGAAGACUGAAGCACUAAAUUUACGGUUGGACUCUGUGAUCUUAAUGGUCUUUUCCAACCUGAAUGAUUCUAUGAUUCUAAUUUGACAGCUAGGAUCUUGUGUAACAAAGAACACGUGCAGUGUGCUGGUUUCUGCCGACCCUUGCAAUCUUCAGGAUGCCUGCAUUGCUUUCUUUUAAAGUUGUCUGACCAGAGGCUAGAAUCAAAAUUAGAGAAAAAUCAAAUACAUGGUCGAGAUAUCUGCUCUGUUUGCAGAGUCCAGAUGCUGCUGCUGCUGCACUUUCUUCUUGGGCGUUCCUCCUUUGUUCUGCCUUUCCUUAGGGAACUGUUAUUCUACCUACAGAAGCAAAUGUUUAGACCAUGAAGUCCUGUUCCCACUUUUUUGUGUUUCUUCAGUGUUAAAGAUUUUUCUAGUCUAUCCAAACAUCAGUUGUAUAUAAAAUUUAUACAUUUAAACAGGAGUUUGUAGUAUCUCCUCUUUAACUGUUGUUCUAACAUUUUUUUUUUCAUUUUUCAGUCUGCUUAUUGCAGUUGCUCUCUCAUAAAUAUUGUCUGUCCCUACUUUUUCUUCUUCCUUUAAUUCUCUGAGAUAGAAUUCAUUCAUUGCCUCUACUUAAGUCUUCGUAAUCUUCAGUAACUGGGAACUGCUGGGAUAAACUUUGUUUACAGGAAGCAAUGUUUUUCCUGUCAGGCCAAACAUGUCUAUAGAUGCUGAGCAGUUGAACCCGUAUGCUGACAAGUUGAUAAGACUGUUCCCACUUCUUGAGAUUGCCUGUUAUUUUACAAAUUAAUCAUAGCUUGAAAUACCCGAGCCUUCAAAGUUUCAGCAUGAAAAUAUGUACUUGAUGGAUGAAAGCAUUAUUUUUUACCUCUUUGUGUAGAGCCAAAUAGGAAGAUCAAAGAGGAGACUGGGAUUGUGUUCUGCCCAGGGAUCACAGCCCCGAUCAGGUCCCUGGCUAUAAGCACUGUGUGCAUUCACAGGCAGGGAUUCCUUCUUCCAUCAGAGAGCCAGCAGUUUAGGUAUAUGUGGUUGAAGAGCUGUUGAAGGGGGAAGGGAGAAGGAGAAAAACUUAUUUGCCCAAAUUGUGCAGUUAAGAAUAGAAUUGGUUUCUUCUACUUGGGAACUAAUAACAGUUCUCACUUCUUUUUAUGAAUGUUCAAGGAUUGGUAAUCCAAGGCAAAGCAUUUGUAAUGUAUAUUUUAUAUAUGUACUGUUAAUCAGAUUUCUGUGGGUUUUUGUUUUGUUUUUGUUUUUGUUUUGUUUUGUAAAUGGUCAUCAAGAGCUGCAUUAUUUUGAGUAAAUUAAAGCAUUUUUAAAUUAC